GCGGAAGUGCCGCUCUCAUUUCCGGUUGGAGCAACCGAAGCCGGGCUGGAACCAUGCCUCGCAAGAUUGAGGAGAUCAAGGAUUUCCUGCUGACGGCGCGGAGGAAGGACGCCAAGUCUGUCAAGAUCAAGAAGAACAAGGACAAUGUGAAGUUCAAGGUGCGCUGCAGCCGGUACCUCUACACCCUGGUCAUCACCGACAAGGAGAAGGCUGAGAAGCUGAAGCAGUCCCUGCCCCCAGGUCUGGCCGUGAAGGAGCUGAAAUGAGCCGGGAUCAGCUGGCUACCUGUUGGAUUCUCUGUGUUUGUUAAAAUAAAUAAAAAACUGUUAGAAAUGUCA
Messenger RNA from Pseudopodoces humilis (Tibetan ground-tit), 338 nucleotides. RefSeq names its product ribosomal protein L38 (gene RPL38). Gene Ontology annotation, biological process: protein-RNA complex assembly; translation. Gene Ontology annotation, cellular component: ribosome; cytosolic large ribosomal subunit. NCBI's taxonomy places the organism in Eukaryota, Metazoa, Chordata, Aves, Passeriformes, Paridae. Gene Ontology annotation, molecular function: structural constituent of ribosome. The record is from RefSeq and is a predicted model, not a curated record.